Messenger RNA from Cladophialophora yegresii CBS 114405, 1395 nucleotides. RefSeq names its product endo-1,3(4)-beta-glucanase. The record is from RefSeq and is a predicted model, not a curated record. Gene Ontology annotation, biological process: glucan catabolic process. Bases 1 to 1395 code for a protein of 464 amino acids. The transcript has 2 exons. Gene Ontology annotation, molecular function: hydrolase activity, hydrolyzing O-glycosyl compounds. Lineage: Eukaryota; Fungi; Ascomycota; Eurotiomycetes; Chaetothyriales; Herpotrichiellaceae.
AUGCGCACCUCUCUGAUCACUCUUUCCAUUCUGGCAGCUUCUGCCUCUGCUUCCUACGUCCUGGAGGACGACUAUUCUUCAGAUGUAUUUGCCGACAUGUUUGACUUCUUCACAGGCAAUGACCCUACCAAUGGCUACGUCAACUACAUUUCCUACGAUCAAGCCACAAGCGCCGGCCUGUACAAGGCUGACAACGGCUCGGUCUACAUGGGCGUCGAUGCUACCAACGUUGCCACGGGUCGUGGCCGAGACAGCGUCCGGAUCAGCACGAAGAAGGUCUACAACCACGGUCUCGUCAUACUGGAUCUCGCACACAUGCCUGCCGGUGCCUGCGGGUCUUGGCCGGCCUUUUGGAUGCUUGGCCCCAACUGGCCGACCAACGGAGAAAUAGACAUCAUCGAAGGCGUCAACAGUCAAUCGGCCAAUACCAUGACUUUGCACACCAAUGCGGGAUGUUCAAUCACCAACACAGGAGCUUUCUCAGGCAGCAUGGUGACCGACAACUGCGACGUCAACGCUCCCGACCAAGCUGCCAACGCCGGCUGUUCUAUCGACACCCAAGACAAUCUGUCCUUUGGCAGCGGAUUCAACGCCAACGGUGGUGGCGUGUACGCGACGGAAUGGACAAGCGAGGCAAUCAGCAUGUGGUUCUUCCCCAGAAACAGCAUCCCAUCCGACAUCGCCAACGGCCAACCUGAUCCAUCGAACUGGGGUCUUCCCAAGGGUCAAUUCACCGGCGGCUGCGAUAUCGACGAGCAUGUCAAGGACCAACAACUGGUCUUCGAUGUGACCUUUUGCGGUGACUGGGCCGGAUCAGUCUGGUCCACGGACUCGACGUGUUCUCCCCUGGGCUCCACUUGCCAGGCCUAUGUGCAGAACAACCCGUCCGCGUUCCAGGACACGUACUGGCUCAUCAACGGGUUGAAGGUAUACACCGAUAAUGGUGCUGCGUCAGCCCAGACCAUGACACCAACGACUCUGGCCGGAGUAGCAACUACCUCUAUCACGACUUCUCAAGCGACGACACCCAUUUCUGUGGCCGGAUUCCCUGCCACCACUACAGCGACUACCUUUGUCACUCUCGGUUCCUCGCCCAGCUCGUCCACCACCGAAAUUGAGACCGAGGCGGCCGCGACCUCCACACCGAUCCAAACACCCUCAGCGACCAGGUUCGUUACCGUCACGGCCAUCAACACGCCGCCAUCUGCGGCUGAUCCCACCGUAAUCACCGCCGCUGCAGCCCAGACAUCUACCUGGUCAUCAUCCUCAGGUCCGUGGACGACUGCUUCGUUUGACAAUGGGUCCUGGGAGAACUGGGCAGGCGGUAACGGCAACGGCAACGGCAACGGCGGUCGAUUCGGAGGUCGUGGCGGUGCCGGCGGCCGGGGACGAUGA